Molecule: messenger RNA, 1757 nt
Organism: Rhagoletis pomonella (apple maggot)
Lineage: Eukaryota; Metazoa; Arthropoda; Insecta; Diptera; Tephritidae
Product: WW domain-binding protein 2-like
Exons: 6
Coding region: 283-1569 (428 amino acids)
Biological process (GO): positive regulation of DNA-templated transcription
Cellular component (GO): nucleus
Molecular function (GO): chromatin DNA binding; transcription coactivator activity
Source: RefSeq, a predicted model, not a curated record
GUCAAAGUUCAAACUGUCAAGCCUGGCCAGGAAAGUCGUAUGUAACCGGCCCUUAAGAAAACAGCUGUUUAAUUCUGCGCGCCAUCUUCUGGUUAACCAUUGCAAUACAAAAAUAAAAAUUGUCAAUACAAAAACAAAAUAUACAACAAACAAAAAGGGUGAAUCAUCUGCAAUUUUGGUUUUUGACGUUCGAGAAAGUUUCUGGAUUGCGUUUGUAAGAGGCUGCGAAAAUUUAUUAAAUAAAAGCAAAAAAGCAAAAAUUAAGUGUAUUAACAUUUAAAAAUGUCUGUAAAUACAGCACACGCCAGUAAUGGCGUUCUGAUUCAUGCAGGAGAGUACAUAUUGCUGCACAGCGAUGGGGUUACUAUGGAUUUCUCGGGCCAGGACAACCCAGUUUUUAAAGGCUCAAAACAGGGUCGUAUUUACUUGACUUCUCAUCGGCUCAUUUUCAACAAUAAGAAGCCGGCAGAUGACUUGCAAUCCUUUAGCGCACCAUUCAUCGCCUUAUCAGAUGUUGAAUUGGAGCAACCAGUAUUCGGCGCCAAUUACAUCAAGGGUAAGGUACGCGCCCAGCCAAAUGGCAAUUUCAUUGGCGAAGUCAAGUUUAAGCUACACUUCAAAUCUGGUGGCGCCAUUGAGUAUGGCCAAGCAUUGCUGCGCGCUGCAAGCACAGCACAAAGCAAUUACCAUCGUGGAGGCGCUUACAAUGAUGAUCCACCACCAUACACACCGUCGGGUGCCUGGCAUGAGGCGCCACCUCCGGCCUAUCAACCCCCACCAGGCUACUACGGAUGGUUGCCUACACAUGAGGCAUUUAGUGGCCCAGCACCGAAUACGGUGUUCGUAAGCGAUAAUCCACCACCAUAUCCAGGCAUUGGUGGACCACCAGCUUACACCCCGCAACAGUAUCCCCAACCCGGCUAUAACCCACAAGCAGGUUACACACAACCACAAGCUGGUUAUAAUCCACAGCAUCCACAAUCUGGUUAUAAUCCACAACAACCACAAGCUGGUUAUAAUCCACAACAACCACAAGCUGGUUAUAAUCCACAGCAACCACAUGCCGGUUACAAUCCACAACAACCACAAACUGGUUAUAAUCCACAACCACCGCAAGGUGCCGGCAAUCCACAACCACAAUAUGGCAAUAAUGAUGAUACCUCUUGGAUGGGUUUUUCAGCUCCACCUACUGAUCAGUCACAACAACAGCCACAACCUGACAACCAGCCACCCCCUUAUGGUGGUACGGGCUAUGGCCAACAAGGCGGUUAUCAACCCGGUGCACCCGGUGGCUACAACCCGGCAUAUAAUCCGGCAUACAAUCCAGGCUAUCAACAUGGUGGUUAUCCACCACCAGGCGGUGCACCAGGCGGUGCACCAGGCGGAGCUGCGGCCGGGGCUAUGGGCUUCGGCAUGCCGCCAGCAAAUUCGAAAGAAGCCGAGGCAAUGGCUAGCGCCCAAAAUACAACCUACAACCAAUAUUCUAACAACGCUGCCCCCAGUGACUUGCCACCAGCGUAUGAUGCUCUACCACGCAAUUAUAAUAGCGCGAACAAGAAGCAGCAAUAAAUUUAACUAUAAACUUGCUCACAAAAAUUACCAAACGUCUACUCUACAAAGACCACACAAAAUUAAAGUCACAAUUUGCAAAGCAUAGAUAAAAAGUGUGUAUUUUGUGGUUUGCUGGCUGACAUUGUUGCUUUGGGCUAUUUAUGUAUGUGCUUUAUUCAUUCCGCUUGACUUUGGUGUAACAAAAA